Molecule: messenger RNA, 1524 nt
Organism: Medicago truncatula (barrel medic)
Lineage: Eukaryota; Viridiplantae; Streptophyta; Magnoliopsida; Fabales; Fabaceae
Exons: 2
Coding region: 1-1524 (507 amino acids)
Source: RefSeq, a predicted model, not a curated record
AUGGUUCAUUUUGUAGUCCACACAAAUUCGUGUAACACAAAGUAUUUCAAAUUUUUUCCUGUUCUUUGGAGAAAAUGGAUCAAAGAAUGUGUCAGCACUGCCACAGCGUCUGUUUUAGUUAAUGGAAGCCCAACUGAUGAAUUCCCGUUGAAGAGAGGGUUAAGACAAGGCGACCCUUUAUCUCCUUUUUUGUUCUUGUUGGCGGCAGAGGGCCUUAAUAUUGUGAUGAAGUCUUUGGUUGAGGCCCAAUUGUUCUCUGGCUACAGCAUUGGGGCCGCUAAUCCGAUUGUUGUUUCUCACCUCCAAUUUGCUGACGACACUUUAUUGUUAGGGUCUAAAAGUUGGGCCAAUGUCCGCGCGUUGAGGGCGGCCCUUGUGUUGUUCGAGGCUAUGUCGGGUUUGAAAGUGAAUUUUCAUAAGAGUAUGCUGGUGGGGGUGAAUAUUGGGUCGUCCUGGUUAUAUGAGGCUGCAUCCGUGUUGAGUUGUAAAGUUGGAAUUGUCCCUUUCUUGUACCUAGAUAUGCCUAUUGGUGGUAACCCUCGAAGAUUGUGUUUCUGGGAACCUAUUGUGAAUCGUAUUAAAUCUAGAUUGUCGGGUUGGAAUAGUCGGUUUCUCUCUUUUGGUGGUCGCUUGGUUCUACUCAAAUCUGUCUUGACCUCUCUGCCUGUCUAUGCACUUUCCUUCUUCAAAGCUCCAACAGGUGAGGCUCCUCUUUGUAUGCGGUUUAGGCGGUUGUUUGAGUUAACAGAGAAUAAGUCUAUGUCCGUUGCCGACUUGCUCUCUGUUGAUUCGGAGCGGUGGGGGGAGGUGUGGAGGUGGAGACGUAGUUUAUGGCAGUGGGAGGAGGAGUUGCUAGAUGAGUGUAGGGCUUUACUUCUUGAUGUUUCCUUGAAUCCUAUUGUUUCAGAUAGCUGGGUGUGGCUUCCGGACCCAUCUGGUGGUUACACAGUUCGAGGUGCAUAUAGUUUGUUAAUCUCUCAGGUACCUCCGGUCGCCGUCGAUGAUCUGGAUUUGGUGUGGCACAAACAGGUUCCCUUGAAGGUUUCCGUUUUUGCGUGGAGGCUCCUCCGUGAUCGUUUACCAACAAGGACAAAUUUGAUUGCUCGACGGGUGUUGUCGUCUGACAUGUCUUCGUGUGUUGCUGGCUGCGGUCAUCCUGAAUCGGCUCGACAUCUAUUUUUAUUGUGUGAUACUUUUGGUUCUCUGUGGCAUUUGGUGCGUGAUUGGAUCGGUUGCUUUGGGGUGGACACAGAUAAUAUUUCAGCUCAUUUUUUACAGUUCACUCAUUUGAUAGGUGGUGGUGCUGCACGUUCUUUUAUGCAACUAAUCUGGCUUCUUUGUGCCUGGGUUGUUUGGAAUGAACGUAAUAACCGUAUGUUUAAUCAUGUUGUUACCCCUAUCCCCUGUUUACUUGAUAAGAUUAAGUUGUUGUCUCUAGGUUGGUUGAAAGCUAAAAAAGCUACCUUUGUUUUUGGGACUCAGCAGUGGUGGUCAAGCCCUCUUGUUUGUUUGGGUAUUGGCUAA